Hibiscus syriacus is the source of this 467-nucleotide messenger RNA. RefSeq lists its product as uncharacterized. The transcript has a single exon. NCBI's taxonomy places the organism in Eukaryota, Viridiplantae, Streptophyta, Magnoliopsida, Malvales, Malvaceae. Bases 148 to 444 code for a protein of 98 amino acids. The record is from RefSeq and is a predicted model, not a curated record.
UUUUAAUUUUUCUAAAAAAAAAAAUUCAAAUAUUUUCCCAUUUUAUUUCUCAAAUUUAUUCAUUUUCUUCUGCUGCUAUUAGUUCCUUUCGUCUUCCUCUCACUGCUCCAUAUCCAGUUGAAUUGAGAAAAAAUCUUCUCCGGCGACAUGUUUCCGAACGUAUUGACUCAGGUAGCCACCGGCUUGAGCGUCUUGGCCGGCGCCGUCUUAGUCAAAUCCGUCAUGGAUCAAAAACCCAUGGCCGGCCCGUUUCCGAGAUGCCCGACUUGCAACGGCACGGGUCGCAUCGCGUGCACUUGUUCCCGUUGGUCCGAUAGAGAUGUCGGCUGUCGGACUUGCGCCGGGUCGGGUCGAAUGGCUUGCAGCAGCUGCGGUGGGUCCGGUUCCGGUCGUCCCCUUCCGGUCCAGAUUUCCGUUCGUCAACCGACGAACCGUGGCUUCUAAGUUACCUGGUAUUGACUCUUGCC